This is a messenger RNA of Astyanax mexicanus (Mexican tetra), 1503 nucleotides long. RefSeq lists its product as uncharacterized. The record is from RefSeq and is a predicted model, not a curated record. Gene Ontology annotation, biological process: protein desumoylation. Bases 359 to 1252 code for a protein of 297 amino acids. Gene Ontology annotation, molecular function: deSUMOylase activity. The transcript has 12 exons. Gene Ontology annotation, cellular component: nucleus. Lineage: Eukaryota; Metazoa; Chordata; Actinopteri; Characiformes; Acestrorhamphidae.
CUGGUAUGAUUCAAAAUACAAAGUGGUAACCAUAAUAAAGAAAGACUGGUAGCUCUAAGACAUACACACUCCAUCACAGCUGAGAUCUACUUUAUAAGACAGUUGUCAAUUCAGUGAGCCACAGAGAUAUGAAACUGGCCUUGGAAGUUGGUCACAUAUUGCGAAAUUAAGAAUAAGUACUUCUUUGUCCAUUAAUAUAUAGAGGGAACUAUAUGUUCUUCUAACUCACUAGAUCACAUUUUCAAUUUUAAUAUCCAAAAAUUGUUUUUUUUAGGUUAAUUCUGCAUUGGAUUCCACACAGUCCCCCCAUGAAGCCAUAGGUUCUGUGGGCGGGACUGUAUUGAAAAGGUCGGACUUCAUGUCCUUAGGAUUGGACCAAGAAGUCGAGGCAACAAUAGCCAACUGUUGCUUUUCAAUGAUAUGUAAAAUUGCGGCACAGCAGGGAAAGGAUGUCCAUGCUGUUGAUGCUUAUGUGGUGGCUCUCAAUGCGGACCCAUUGUUGUCUCUACCUUCAGAUGCAGCAUCAAAAGAUUGUAUCCUUUUCCCCGUAUGGAAACCAGGACACUGGCUCCUAUGUGUUCUCAAGCCAAAAGUUAAGAGGAUUCACAUUCUCGACUCCUCUGACCCUAGUGCUCGUGGAGAUAUUGAGUGUUUAUCCAUGAUCAGCAUGCUUGCUACAAGGCUUGUUCCAGGAUCCUGGAUAAUUGCUAGAAAUGAGGCUGUUCCAGUACAGUUUGGGAGUUCUGACUGUGGAGUAUUCAUGCUUAUGUAUGCACUAUAUGUUGCCCAUGAAUGGACCUUCGACUUCACUCAGCAUGAUAUGCCUAGCAUAAGGAGAUGGUGGGAGAACCUCCUGAUCAACAACAUGACACAUGGAAGGAAGAGGAGAUAUGAUGAUAUCACUGGUCAGUGCAUGGAGCAGGAGUACCAGGGCCCUGAACAGGAGAACUCUGAAUAUUUGAUGUCAAAAGAUGAGGAGACUGUAGCUGCCAGGACAACUGGGCACCACUACAGGGACAGCAGAUUAUACCGUGACAGCUUGGAAGCGCAGAGAUGGUGCAAUGAACACAGGAACAAGUUUUGCGGAGAUGUUGCACCACCUCCGAUUCUAAACAUGUCUGAAGAGGAGAUGGAAGAGGCAUUUCAGAAACUGGACACCCUCAGUAUACACACUGAUGAGGACGAAAGAUCUGAUGUGCUUAGAAACUUUGGUUUUUCGUUUACUGAUCUGAAAGACAUGGCUUUUUUUUAGAUAAUGUCAGAGAAAAAAUGGGCAAAAGAGUCUCCUGCGAGUUAAUUUAAGUUUUUAUUUUAAUUCAUUAUUUUCUUUCAAAUUAUUUUCUUUCAAAGCUUACCAGAUGCCUGUGCUGGUUGAUAUCACAUUAGGAGUGUUUUUUUUUUCAGCAUCUUUUUAUUUCAUUUAUUUAUACUUUUGCAAAAUACUGUUUGUUUUAUUCUGAUUCAUUUAUUCUGUGUUCAAAUAAAAUCCAUUUGUAGAAAGGG